Messenger RNA from Vanessa atalanta (red admiral), 1384 nucleotides. It is a transcript of the gene jet, whose product is annotated as F-box/LRR-repeat protein 15. The transcript has 3 exons. Gene Ontology annotation, biological process: SCF-dependent proteasomal ubiquitin-dependent protein catabolic process. The coding region runs from base 89 to 913 and encodes 274 amino acids. Lineage: Eukaryota; Metazoa; Arthropoda; Insecta; Lepidoptera; Nymphalidae. Gene Ontology annotation, molecular function: protein binding. Gene Ontology annotation, cellular component: SCF ubiquitin ligase complex. The record is from RefSeq and is a predicted model, not a curated record.
UGCAUCUGCAAUAUUGUUUACUACUAAUGUCAGAGAAGAAAUAAACAUAUUUAUAUUUCUAUUUUACUUUAAAUUUACAAUUACAAACAUGAACAUAAAGAGAAACAAGCAUUUUUUCGAUUUGUAUUGGGAAGAUAUACUAGUGUCAAGGAUCAUGCCCUUCUUAACAAUUAGGGAGUGCUUUAAUUUUCGCUGCGUAUCUAGAACUUGCCUCCAAAUAACUGAUAUGUAUUUUGCGAAGUUAAAAUCUUUAAAAUUGAUGAAUAAAGGAUUUUCGCCGCAUACAUUUGAAGUAUUCGCAUUGACAUGCAGAAGGCUAGAACUUUUAAAUUUGAGCCGAUGUGUAUCCAUUACUGAUACAGACCUGAUUCCUAUGCUCCGACGCAAUCCAGAACUUAUCAACUUGAAUUUGAGCCAAUGUAAAAACUUGACUGCGAAAUGUCUUCAACCAGCUAUAUUGUAUUGCAAUAAUUUGAGAGUUUUAAAGCUAUCCAAAUGUUCCUGGCUAACAACUGGUGCUAUGGAAGCACUUGCCCUUCAUCAAAACCAAUUAGAGGAUGUAGAUUUGGCUUUCUGUGUCUCAAUUUCAGAGAGCUGUAUACUUGUGUUCAUUAAAAAAUUUAGACAAUUGAAAACUUUGAAUUUGGAAGGCAAUGUACAGGUUACCGAUAAAUGCCUCUACACAAUGUCCAAGUAUAGUAAAUCCUUGAAGCUUCUUAAUUUAGGAGGUUGCUGUGAAAUUUCCGACAAGGGUAUCAUAGCCCUUGCCUUACACUGCCACAAACUAGAGGGUCUGCUUAUAAGAGGAUGUACAAAAGUAACGGAGAAUAGUCUCCGUCUAAUGAGAAAUAGAGUACACUUAGACAGGAGGCCUGCAGAAAUUCCCCCCGUACCUUUAAAUGUGCAGAUUUGACGGUUGUGUGGAUUUUUUAUGUGUAUAUAAGUUUAAUUUAUAUUUUCUGUAAGUUAAAUGUUUUAUAAAUAAUUCUUAAACAAAUAUAUUCUUGGAGUAAAACCACAUGAUAAAAGCUUGUUCUAUAAUAAUUAUAAAGAAUUUUAUUUUAAUCAGUGAUUGUGCCUAAUCUUUUCCGACAUCUAUGAGCCCAACAAACUGAACAACUUUUAGUGAUGUGAAGCUAAGAAGAAAUUUCAGAUUUAUACUAAAUUUGUGAUUAUUAUAUUUUAUUAAUAAAACUUCUUACUAUAAAUUAAAAAUCAGUACAACAUCCUCUUAUACCCCUCUGAUCUGAUUGCAAAUAAAUGAGUAACAAUUUGUAAUUACAGUAAAUGGAAAAUAAGCUUCACAUUUUUUUUAUUGGCUAACAAUGUUCUAAUCACUUUUUUUCUUUUGUUAAAUAUAUCGUCGUCUAAAGUUGGAAAACUC